CUCUUUGAGGUGUUUUUACAACUAGACCUUCAACUUUGGAAAUGCGUCUCCCCUCCUCCCCCAAGUUCUGGGGGGGCAAGAGGCCCGCUCAGCCCCUGCAGACUGCCCUGCCCUGCCCGUGCUGGUGAGUCCCCACCUUCCGCUCCUCCCCUUCCCCAACAGCCUGUGGGAAGAGAAAAGCCGUUCGCCAGACCAGGCUAGUUGGCCAGAGAGGUUUCUCUACAGCCCAGAAUGUGGAGCCUGGCUGGGCCUGCGGCCAUCCUCCUUCUCACCUGCCUUCAGCCAGGAAAUGCCUUCUGGCUCUUCAAUGUGCUCUUCCCGCCCAGCACGACCCCAGAAGCUGCUGCUUCCAACAGAAUGCCUCCUGUGGUGCUCGUGCCCGGUGGCCUUGGGAAUCAGCUAGAGGCUAAGCUGGACAAGCCAGAUGUGGUGAACUGGAUGUGCUAUCGCAAAACCGACGAUUAUUUUACCAUCUGGCUGAACCUCAACAUGUUCCUGCCUUUUGGACUGGACUGUUGGAUUGACAACAUAAGAGUGAUUUACAAUAAAACCACCCGGAGGAUAACCAGUGCCCCUGGAGUCCACAUCAGAGUUCCUGGGUUUGGCAAAACCUUCUCCGUGGAAUACUUGGAUGGUGGCAAAUUGGCUGGGUAUAUGCACACCCUGGUGCAGCACCUGGUCAAUAACGGCUAUGUUCGUGACCAGACAGUGAGAGCUGCCCCAUAUGACUGGAGGCUUGGGCCCACAGAGCAAGAGGAGUACUACUGCAAGCUGCGUGCUCUCAUCGAGGAGAUGUUCGAAACUUACCAGAAGCCAGUUUUCCUCAUUGGCCACAGCCUGGGCAGCCUUCAAGUCCUGUACUUUCUGGUCCAGCAGCCACAGCACUGGAAGGACCGUUUUAUUCAGGGUUUCAUUUCCCUGGGAGCUCCCUGGGGGGGAGCCGUGAAAGCCAUGCGGGCCCUUGCCUCUGGUGACCAUCAGGGCAUUCCUCUUAUGUCUAACAUUAAGUUGCGUGAAGAAAAGCGUACGUCCACCAGCAGUCCCUGGGCGUUUCCAACACACAUGGCCUGGCCUGAGACACAUGUCUUCAUCUCUACCCCUUUCCACAACUACACCUACUGGGAUUACCAACAGUUCUUCACUGAUAUCAACUUUGAAGAUGGCUGGUACAUGUGGAACGAUAGCAAGGAUCUGCUGAAAGGGCUGCCACCCCCAGGUGUGGCAGUCUAUUGCCUGUUUGGCACCGGAUAUCCCACUCCAGAGACCUACAUUUAUGAUGACCGCUUCCCCUACGAGGACCCGGUGGACGUUGUGUAUGGGGACGGGGAUGACACGGUUAGCAGGCAUAACAUACAGCUGUGCAAGCAAUGGCGCAACCAACAGAAGGAGAACGUCCACACCCUGGAGUUGCCUGGAGCUGAGCAUCUCAACAUGGUCUUUGACAACCGCACCCUACAGUACAUCAGCAAAAUCCUGUUCGGGAACCUAGAGAACAUGACUGCCGCAGAAGACCUGGGGGGAAAAGCCCUCUGAAACCCCAAGUGAAGGGAAGCCCUCCCCCGAUGAGAAACUGGCUUUUAUUUUCUCUGCUGGUGUGGGGAGGAAACACGAAAGCUCACAUAGGGCCACAGCACUGUAGCCUUCCCUGUUCUGGAAAGACUCAAGGGAGCUGUCCACAUCAAUGCUGGUGCCACAGUGUUAUGUGGCUGAUAGAAUAGUUCCCAUUUCCCCACCGUAUUUUUCACGAGACCAUGCCAACCAGCCCAGAGUUACAUUUACUGCUUGUAGGCUUCUGGAAAGCAGCAGUGACUUUUCAGAAAUUGUAAUGGUAUGUGGGAAUGACCUUGGGAGACAGGGUGAAGAGUCGCAGCCAAGGGAACAGUCAGAUAAAAGGCAGCUUAG
This is a messenger RNA of Python bivittatus (Burmese python), 1902 nucleotides long. RefSeq names its product lecithin-cholesterol acyltransferase (gene LCAT). The record is from RefSeq and is a predicted model, not a curated record. Lineage: Eukaryota; Metazoa; Chordata; Lepidosauria; Squamata; Pythonidae. Gene Ontology annotation, biological process: lipid metabolic process.